Messenger RNA from Henningerozyma blattae CBS 6284, 1278 nucleotides. RefSeq names its product septin CDC12 (gene CDC12). Gene Ontology annotation, biological process: cytoskeleton-dependent cytokinesis. Gene Ontology annotation, cellular component: cell division site; septin complex; cytosol. The transcript has a single exon. The record is from RefSeq and is a predicted model, not a curated record. The coding region runs from base 1 to 1278 and encodes 425 amino acids. Gene Ontology annotation, molecular function: molecular adaptor activity; GTPase activity; GTP binding. NCBI's taxonomy places the organism in Eukaryota, Fungi, Ascomycota, Saccharomycetes, Saccharomycetales, Saccharomycetaceae.
AUGACCCCUCAUUUAGAUUCUACAAACAGCCAAAAUAUCAAUCUUGAUUCUACCGAAGUUGGUAUUUCCAAUUUACCCAAUCAAAGAUAUAAAAUAGUCUCUGAUCAAGGAGGUAUUUUCAAUUUGAUGGUCUGUGGUGAAAGUGGUGUUGGUAAAUCCACAUUUAUAAACACUUUGUUCCAAACCACUUUGGAACCUUUGGAUCCACAUAAAUAUAGAAACGGCCCUAUUAAGAAGACUGUUCAUAUCGAUAUUAUUAGAGCUAUUUUGAAAGAAAAAAAUUUUAAAUUAAGAUUGAAUAUCAUUGAUACUCCAGGGUUUGCUGAUAACAUCAACAACAAUAAAUCAUGGCAGCCAAUCAUUGAAUUUAUUGAUGAACAACAUGAAUCAUAUAUGCGUCAAGAACAACAACCUUUAAGAGAUAUCAAGUUCGAUUUGAGAAUUCAUGCAGUUUUAUAUUUCAUAAGACCUACUGGUCAUUCAUUGAAACCAAUUGAUAUCGAAACCAUGAAAAGAAUCUCCACAAGAGCUAAUUUAAUACCAAUCAUUGCCAAAUCAGAUACUUUAACUAAAAACGAAUUGAUUAAAUUUAAAAAUAGAAUUAGACAAAUCAUUGAAACUCAACAAAUUAGAAUCUUCACCCCCCCAUUAGAAUAUGAUGGUGAUUUAAAUCCAAAACAAAACACUAAUACACCAAAUGAAUUAGGCGAAGAUAAUCAAGAUUCUAAAGCUCCAAACACAAGUGAUGUCAAUGCUGCUGCCAUUGAACAUGCUAGACAAUUGAUUGAAUCAAUGCCAUUUGCUAUUAUCUCAAGUGAAAAUCAAUUCCAAACUGAAGAUGGUAGAAAUAUCAUUGGUAGAAAGUAUCCUUGGGGGGUUGUUGAGGUAGAAAAUGAUGAACAUUGUGAUUUUAGAAAAUUAAGAUCAUUAUUAUUAAGAACUAAUCUAUUAGAUUUGAUUUUAAAUACUGAAGAAUUACAUUAUGAAGCUUAUAGAAAAUUGAAAUUGGAGAAAAAGGAAAAUGGUGAUGAAAAUGGUUCUGAUGAAAUGAGUAAAUAUAAAAGAACUAUUAGCAAUAAUCCUAAAUUUAAAGAAGAAGAAAUUGCUUUAAAGAAAUAUUUCACAGAACAAGUUAAAGCUGAAGAACAAAGAUUUAGACAAUGGGAACAAAAUAUCGUCAAUGAAAGAGUUAGAUUAAACGCCGAUCUAGAAGAUAUUCAAAAGAAAGUUGGAAAAUUAGAAGAUCAAAUUAAAGCUUUACAAUUGAAAAAACGUUAA